UCGCAUCGACGUGGCGGAGACAGAGAAAGAGAGAAAUAGAGAGAGCGCGAUUAUUCGAGUAACUUAGGCACGGAGUAGAGUGCUAGGUGGCGCCAGUGCCUGCACAAUCCCACAACCCACAGACACUAUGCCUUCGGCGUCUAGUCUCGAUAUCACUCCUCCUCUGCGCAUCCUCAAAGGAAGCAUCUCCGAUCAAGAAUCCGAGUUAGAGCUUCCGAGGUUGGGACAGCCGUUAGCAGAUAUCAGUCCUAUGGAAGGGAGACGGAACAGCACCAACAGCAGAGCUGGCGGUGAUACCGACGACCUUGCCUCCUCAUCCCCCUUUCCUAGUCCCUCGUCGACUGGCACCGCUACUGGUAGCGGUAACGUCAACGGUAGCGUCAACGGUGCCAAUAAGACUGCUUCUACCAGAGCAUUGUGGCAGGGGCGAGAUCAGAAGGGUGCCCAGGACCACUCGGCGAGUGUUGCCCGUCGUUCGUCGCUCGAGAGACUUAAGCGCGCUUCGCGGGUGCAAAACAACAGCAAACUCUUCAACAAGUCGGAUGCGAAAGCAGUACGGCCAACCAGCUACCCUCAGGUCCCUCCAGCUUUCACGCCCGUGUUCUCUCGCGCAGGGUCCGUUCGCACAUCUAUCGCCAGCACCUCCAGUAAUGCGAGUAGCAAUACCACUGAACGUGGCGGCGGGUCACGGAUUCCUCUGCCCCAGUCCAAGAAGUCGGAGUCAAUCCAGAGAUCAUCGACGCCGCCCACGAACCCCCCCUUAACAGGCAUCUUGCACAGCCCUAUCCGCUUGGCGCCGACCAAAUCAUCGCUACUUUCUUCGUACAAAUCCAAUUCGUACGAUUCCGAGGAUGGUGAACCAAACCGCAGCCCGGUCCGCCGACCCAAGUCCGUGAGCUGGGAUAAGGAUGAGCCGCAUGUUUUGGAAUACGAAUUGGUCACCCCUGAUCCAUCGGUGGAUGGUUCGCCUUGCGCCGACUACGAUUCAGACGAGUAUGGGUACGAGGAUGAGGAGGAUGACUUGGAAAAUACGCCCGUUAUCGAGCCGGAUGGAUGGAGGCCAACACCGGAACCUGUCCACGAUCGCGAGGAAGCAUACUCGACCCCUUCGCCCAACGGUAGCAGCAGACCGUUGCCGCCGAUCCCCGGUCUCCCUCGGUCCGACAGCUCAAGCCCGUCCGGUGCACGCCCGUUACCAAACCCACCACUCACGAAGGCGGAGCUGCAGAACCAAUCAACGAUGACCAUGGAAGAACGUAUGAGGCGUAUGAUGGAGGGCAACGAUCCCACUAGGCGACUCAGUUGGGAUCCAACGAACAGAAGGAGGUCUCGCCAAGGAACCGAAUUUCACGAUGGCUUAGGAAUCGGAGUUGACACGAUACCCACGGAUACACUCCUGCUGGAACAUGGGAACGCGACGCGGAUGGCGGAAUGUAGUACAUCCGACCGCGACGAAUCGUCACCAAAUUCCAAUCGUGAACCCGACUCGGAGAGCAUCGUGACUACAAGUCAGUACGAGUCUUCGGCUUCGGCGUCCGACUACGAGCCUCCACAGCUGACACGCGAGUCGAUACGCCGUCAAGUGGAAGAGCGGAGACACCAACACGCUCAGGAUGAGGAGCAUGCGAGGGGCGGACGCGAGAGUCCACGCUAUUACUACUCCUCCUCGGAGUCCAGACACGACGACGAAGAAAGCUUUGUUAAGGACGAGCCCACCACUGACGAGGAGGGGGAUAUGUAUGCGCCCCCAGAUAUGCGUAACGUACGACCUGCUUCACGGUUUGCUACGAGAUCCCCAGAUACCGAUGUGGUUACCGAGUCGGAAGCGUCUUUGUACGAGGAUGGCGACGACGAGGAAUCGCAGUACAGUGUCCCAGAAGAAGGAGCGCAUGACAUCAUUGAGGAGGAGGGAGAGGAGGAGGAGCAGCCAGACACCCCGCGUCAAGGAACCACUCCUGUUCCUGGUAGUCCGGCAAGCCUUGCCACCGACUCUACUCAAUCUUCUUUGGCGUUGGAGAAUAAGCUUAUGGACUUACAUCUAGAUAAUGAGGAAAACAAGAGGGUCAGCCUACCGGAUUUCUCGUCCAUAUUAGACGAUGGAUUGGGACUUGGAAAGUACAUGACCCCCGCGUCUCCGGCGAUUGUUGCGGCCAAGGAGGUGAAGGAGAAGGAAGAGGAGGCAGUCGAGGGACCGUCGACCAGCACUGCGAGAGAGUUUUUCGAUGAGGAUAUGUCUGAACGCGCUCCUUCGGACGAAGAGUCGGACACCGGCUCGGUUAUUCGGCACAAGAUUGAGUACUCGGACGAUGAUGAGGAUUAUGAGGAUGAAGAUUCCGAUGAGGAUGCUCAAAACGGCGGGGUUCCAACCACGAGGUCGCCUUCUCCAGUUGCCGAGUCCAUCGCGACUAUUCGCGCGCCUGGCGGUAAACUCAAGACGAGGGCAAGUGCCACACCGGCGGAUAUUGCGUCGAUGGCGGCAGCGCGACGACACGUGAGCGGCGACCAUCGCAACCCCCCUCCGGUUCCCCGGAUACCCAAUGGCUAUAGGAGCGAGGGCGACAGUGAGACCGGAGACAGCAGUGGUGGCGAGGACUCUGCAGGUGUUGCGGCCGGUCAGUCAGACGGAGAAACAGUGAGCAGGAGGGUUUCUGGCGCACGGAGACGGAAGAUUUCCUCGACGCUUCCCGCCUUGGGCGAGUUUGAAUUUGACCUCAAGCUUGAUGAUUUGAACGAUGAGUUUGACCGUGUGAUCGAGAAGCAGAAGCGUGGUUAUCUGAUGAGGCAGAACACCAAAGUCAUUCAUGCUUCGGAACGAGGUCCCGAUGAUGAGGUCCCAACUCUCGAUCGUCCUGGUCAUGCCCGUGGUCAGUCCUGGUCCGUUGAGCCGUGGCGAUCGAACCGAAGACGCAGUCACCGUGACUCCAGUCUGCGAAAGCGCCCCUCGAAUGGGGGACCCGUGCCGCCGCUGCCUGGAAGGGAAAGCAGUGUCACCACCAGCAAUCGACUCGCGAGCGUCAGUGAGACUACCAGAUCCAGCAGUAUGGGAUCGGUUGAGGGUGACAACGUGGAAAGGGGACGGUUAUUCGUCAAAGUCCUCGGUGUUAAAGACCUUACGCUUCCGCUGCCGCAAGGACAGCCGACUUAUUUCUGCCUCACUUUGGACAAUGGCUUGCACUGCGUGACCACUUCGUGGCUCGAGCUUGGAAAGAAUGCCCCGAUUGGCCAGGAAUUCGAACUUGUCGUUCUGAACGAUCUCGAGUUCCAGUUGACCCUGCAGACCAAAUUGGAGCAGCCUCCGCAGUUGCCACCAAAGACCGCCACGAAAGCUCCAGUCGUCCCCAAGCUGAAGCAGUCCACCUUCAGCAAAGUGUUCUCCACGCCCAAGAAGAGAAAGCAGCUCGAGCUUCAGCAUCAACAACAGCAGCAGGCAGUGCAACAGCAGCAGCAACAGUUGCAAUUGCAGCGUCAACAGAGUCAGGAAUCGACCCCUGCCACCGCAUGGGAUCUGCUCCAUGGUCUGGUUGCCCGUGAUGGUUCUUUUGCUCGCUCCUACGUCUCUCUCAAGGACUUUGAAAGCCGGGCCUACGGAAGGCCCCUCACCACCGACAUCCAUUGUUUUAACGAGUGGGCGGUAGACACGGCUAGCAUCAAGGGAAAGAAGGGGAUGCAAGGCGGCUUGCAGCCCGCGAGAAAGGCUCCCUACAAGAUCGGAAAACUGGAAGUGCAGCUUUUGUUCGUGCCGAAGCCAAAGGGAUCGUCCGAUAAGGAUCUUCCGAAGAGCUUGAACACCGCCAUCAGGGAGUUGAGAGAAGCAGAGUCGAUCAUGACUCGUGAAUGGGAAGGCAACCUUUCGCAGCAGGGAGGAGACUGUCCAUUCUGGCGUCGGAGAUAUUUUAAGCUGAAGGGCGCUCGCCUAACGGCCUACCACGAAGCCACUCGCCAGCCCCGUGCCACCAUCAACCUGAGCAAAGCGGUCAAACUCAUCGACGACCGUCGUACUCUUGUCGAGAACACGGUAGCUGGACCUGGCAAGACGAGGAGAAAGUCGGGCUUUUCGGAAGACGAGGAAGGCUACAUGUUCGUCGAGGAGGGGUUCCGUGUUAGGUUCGCAAACGGGGAGGUUAUCGAUUUCUACGCCGAUUCCGCCCAAGAGAAGCGGGACUGGCUCAAGAUCCUCGGCGAGACGAUCGGACACGUUCCCGACUCGCGCGGAUGGUGUCAAGUGGUUUUGGCCAAGGAGGCGAAGGCCAGAGCAGAACGCGAGAAGCACGAGUCAGCAGCCGAAAAGCUACGCACCGCCCAGCAGCAGAUGAGACAACACCCACGGGUAUCGAUUCAGCCGCCGCCCAUCCCCAACAACCGCAUGUCCCACGGCCCUGGUAAUCGACUCGCACCACCACCAAACGCGGCCCGACGACCAUUACCGACUGGUCAACCGCAAGGUUACCGAUGAUCCGCAUCUACUUUGCCAUUUCCUUAGCCUUUUGUUUGUCACUGGUUUGGCCCUUGGGUUGUCUGCGUUUGGAUCACAAUUUCGUUUGCAUUCCAUUUCCAUUUUUUCAUGUGUAUCUCAUAGGGGUUUUGGGUCAUUUCAUCAUUUUCGUUUCAUCACUUGCAUUUCAACUGUACCAUUUGUGUUGUAUUUUUGUGCCCUUGUAUUUGUGUCCCAUUUUCGAGUGUGUAAGGUGAAUUGUGUUUGAUUACGGCGCUGUCUACUUCA
Tricharina praecox is the source of this 4720-nucleotide messenger RNA. RefSeq lists its product as uncharacterized. Bases 128 to 4453 code for a protein of 1441 amino acids. The transcript has 7 exons. NCBI's taxonomy places the organism in Eukaryota, Fungi, Ascomycota, Pezizomycetes, Pezizales, Pyronemataceae. The record is from RefSeq and is a predicted model, not a curated record. Gene Ontology annotation, molecular function: GTP binding.